GUUGACAAGAUAUUGAAAAUCAUCCCAAAAGAAAGAAGAACUUACUUAUACUCUGCAACCAUGACAAAAAAGGUAUCCAUCUUGUCAGUUACUUAAUUAUCAGAUAGACAGUGAUCUGUGUGUGAAAGUUACAGCUGUGCAAGAAACCUCUUGAUUGGACCAGUCCUAUCCCACGUCACAGAGGAAUCUGAACUCUGGUUAAGUCCAUCUGCGAAACAGCCUGGAAAUCAUUGUUGUGGGGCCCCAGUUGUGUACCAGGAUUUGAGUAAAUGCCAUGAUUAGCCUGUUAAACAAGCUAGUGUUGAUUUGUCAAUCAAGAUGAAAGGAAAUUCAAAAAGCACUUAGAACUGGUAAUUUGUUGAGUCUGUUGGAGGCCCAGAACAAGGAUAUUGGUACUGCUUCACAGACGUUACUAACCAAGGUUAAAUUAUGUCUGUGACACAGGCUGCCUGGUGCCAAUAUUACAUGUAGUAAACUAUAUUAAUUUGUUGUAAACUAUAUUUAAUUUAUAAUAUCAAAUAUUAUUAAUUUGGACACAUAUGUUGUUUUGUGUCCUGUAUUAAGAAUGUUUUAGUACUGUACUUUGUGAAACAUGUAAGCCCUUUGCAGACUACAAUCUAAGAUCAGUGGAACCAGUUUGUACUAACAUUUCACUUGCAUAGAGUCUCAUUUGAAUCCCCUUUCUGUGUUGUUAUCCUUAAUUAAUGUUUGAAAUAUCAAAACUUGUAUAAUAAGAAAUGGUCAGCAAAUUUUCUCUUGAAUCUCUCUCCCUUUUCAUAGGUUCAAAAACUUCAAAGAGCAUCCUUACAAAAUCCGGUCAAAGUUGAGGUUGCAACAAAGUAAGUUUUUAAGGUAUUAAAUGUUUUAUGUAUGAUUAUCCUAGAUUAUCAGAAUGAAUGGAAACACAAAGCUGUGUAUGAUAUAAUGUAAAAAAUAGAAAGCAUGGCUUCCUCUUCUUACUUAAAUUAAACAGAUGGCUUGUGUUAUUUGUUAGUAUGGCCCAGACAGCAGGGGCAUACAUGAUUGUAGUUCAGAGAGAAGUUCAAGUUUAAAACUAAACUACUAGUAAUCACUAUUAUUAUAUACUUUACAAUGAGUCUUGUGCUCUUUUUCUUUCUAGAUAUACAACAGUAGACAAAUUACAACAGAGUUAUUUAUUUAUUCCAAAUAAAUAUAAGGUA
Molecule: messenger RNA, 1181 nt
Organism: Porites evermanni
Lineage: Eukaryota; Metazoa; Cnidaria; Anthozoa; Scleractinia; Poritidae
Source: the annotation of a GenBank genome assembly